Aspergillus welwitschiae is the source of this 1468-nucleotide messenger RNA. RefSeq names its product pyridoxal phosphate-dependent decarboxylase family protein. The coding region runs from base 313 to 1227 and encodes 304 amino acids. The record is from RefSeq and is a predicted model, not a curated record. Gene Ontology annotation, biological process: carboxylic acid metabolic process. NCBI's taxonomy places the organism in Eukaryota, Fungi, Ascomycota, Eurotiomycetes, Eurotiales, Aspergillaceae. The transcript has a single exon. Gene Ontology annotation, molecular function: pyridoxal phosphate binding; carbon-carbon lyase activity.
GACAAUCUUGUCACGGCUUAUGAUCAGAAUGUUCAAGUGCACCUUGCGGAUCAUUCUAUAUCGACAGAUGUCGAAGCUACGGCUCUGAGUCUUCUUGCAGAUCUUCUAAAAUUGGAUCGGCACCGCUGGAGCAAUGGAACGUUUACUACUGGGGCCACAGCCAGCAAUGUUCAUGGAUUGGCUUGCGGGAGGGAGUUUGUCCUUCGAGCUGCCGCCAAAAAGAGGGGAAUUUCUAUUGAAAGCGUUGGUGAGUAUGGCUUGUUCGAAGUAAUCCAAGCCACAGGCCUCUCUGGUAUCCAAAUUCUCUCGACGAUGCCUCACUCUUCGUUGGCAAAGGCGGCCGGAAUCCUCGGCAUUGGCCGUGCCAACGUCAAGAGCAUUUGUCGGGACGGUCACUACCUCAGAGUCGACUUGGUACGACUUGAAGCGGAACUGAAAACCAAUAAGGCGAGCAUCGUCGCUGUCUCCUGUGGGGAGGUCAAUACUGGACACUUUGCGACAUCAAGCUUGGCUGAAAUGGAAAGCCUACGUAGCCUCUGCGAUAAGUACGGAGCUUGGCUUCACGUCGAUGGUGCCUUUGGGAUUUUUGGCCGGAUUCUCAAAGAUGCUGAAUUCUCUGCUAUAUCAAAGGGGUGCGAAGGCAUGGAGCUAGCAGAUUCAAUCGCAGGUGACGCUCACAAAUUUCUAAACGUGCCAUACGAUUGUGGCUUUGUCCUUUGUCGCCAUCCCAGUGAGGCUGAGAAGGUUUUCCAAAACGCGAAUGCGGCUUACUUGUCUGGGGGGCAGUCUGGAGCCGCCUCAAUACCUUCUCCACUAAACAUCGGUAUGGAGAAUUCGAGACGGUUCAGAGCGUUGCCGGUGUACGCCUCCCUUGUGGCAUAUGGUCAGGUUGGGUAUCAAAAAAUGCUACAGAAGCAAGUUCGGCUUAGUCGAAUGAUUGCAGGGUGGAUUUACGAUCAUCCCAAGUACAAUGCUUUGCCAGAGUUGGCAAACAAAAAUGACUUGCUAAACCAGACCUACAUCAUAGUGCUCUUCAGUGCAAAGGAUGACGAGCUGAACAACAACCUCACCAAGGAGAUUAAUGCGACUUCUAAGCUUUUUGUGUCUGGAACCUCUUGGCAAGGAAGACCGGCUUGCCGGAUCGCAAUUUCAAACUGGAGGGUGGAAGAAGAAAGGGAUUUUGCACUUGUGACAGAUGUCCUGGACAAUGUAGCUGGAAAACUGUAGAAUGAUUAAAUGCCUGCUACGAUACUCCAUGUUUGGUACUUUUGAUGUAUAGUCGGGGUUUUAAUAUCAUGCAAAUGCUUGCACUUCAAAGGUUGGGGUUGUUCUACUUAUGGCUCUUACAAACAAGAGGCAUUCACAUUGCAUGAGCUCUAGAUCAACAUUUAGCUUUGAUAGGGAUCACUUAAUACCACUGUCUCUCAAAUAUUUUAGUUAGGAUUAUCACCACAAAGCUUGUACGCAC